Messenger RNA from Cokeromyces recurvatus, 1057 nucleotides. RefSeq lists its product as uncharacterized. The transcript is spliced from 2 exons. NCBI's taxonomy places the organism in Eukaryota, Fungi, Mucoromycota, Mucoromycetes, Mucorales, Mucoraceae. Bases 32 to 919 code for a protein of 295 amino acids. The record is from RefSeq and is a predicted model, not a curated record.
AACUCUUGUUUCUUUUCAUUUUACUUAUAUAAUGCUUCAUAUCCAAGAAGCUUUUACUAUUCAUAAUUCUAAUUUAUUAAUGUCUACUACUACUACAGUUAUAGUACAACCUCAACCAAGUACUUCUUCAAGGUCAACUAAAGUAAUAGAGCAAUUGAAUAUAAAAUACGAUACAAUACAGAAAGAACUAGCUUCCAUAAAAGUACAGCUUGAAGUAUCAAGGCAAACAAAAUUACAAUAUGAAAAAGAUAUUUCUACUCAUACAGCAUGCAAUAAACAAUACAGAGCCCGUAUAAAAGAUAUAAUGCAACUUCUUGAAUCAAAACAAAAACUUCUCGAGACUACAAAGAUUCUAUCCAACCAACUCGAACUCAAAGUAAAGCAACUAAAAGAUGAAGCCUUACGCUCUCGACAUCAACUUGAAGGCUUACGACGUCAAGAACAAUCCUUAGAACGUGUUAGAGAUGUAGCUUUUAAACACAAAGACCAGUUACAACAACACAGACGGCAGUUAUAUAUAUCUGUAGAUCAAUUUAAGUUACGUUGUGAGCGAGAAUUAUCAUCAUUCGAAAGUAAUUAUACCACUCUAAUGGAUUAUACGUGCCUCAUUGCUAAAAGAAACAAACAGAUGAUUGACUCUAUUAAUAACAAGUUAAAAUUACGUCAACAAGCAAUUAAGCAGUUAGGUUUAUUAAGACUACAAUUAAAGUCAAAUACAGAAUCAUUUAUGGAUCAUAUUAGAACUAAGCUUGAGGCUAUACAUAUUCAACAAAAUAUAUCGAAAAACAUAUCAACAGAAGCUACUGUUUUACAAUAUCGUGAUGAAUUUCACAGUUUACUUAAAAGAAUUAAGACGGCAAUAGCAGAGGAGUUAGCAGCAGUAGCAACCACUGAAAAAAAGACAAUUUCAAUUCUUUAAUUCAAAAUAAACUCCUUCUUUCUUCUUCUGCUUCUAAAUAAAGAAAGUUUAUAAAUCUCCUAAAAUUGGUAAAAGUAAUACCUGCUGUCUAUAUAAUCAUUCUAUGUCUUCAAUUCCGGGAAUUUUAUUAUGUUUACA